GCAUCUUGGGAAAUGUAGUACGUGGUCUCAAAGACCGCCAAGAUCCAAAGAGGUGGCCCAGACAGGCCAAGAACUCAUCUUCCUGCCUCAGCCACCCGAGAGCUCGUAUUCGGCCUUGACCUUGGAACAAAGAGCCAGUUCACGUGUCUUGGGACGUUAUAGCAGCCAUGCUUAGCGUAAAUUCCCCUGCCGGUUAGAUGCCGGGAGCAGUUCCUGUGCCCCGGAUACGACGACACAAGAUGACGAGACUCCUGUCCUAAGUUCUGCCCUGGUCCGGACCUCAGUGGAGCCUCUGUGUUUCACAAUGCCAAAUUUGCCACAUUGCUGUAACAUUUAGGCAUGUGCGACAGGCAUUCAGAUCAGUUCCGAACACCAACUGGAGCUCUACCUUUCCUCACUGGUUUGCAUUCUUGCUGAAACUGGUGGUCCCAGCGUCCUUCCUCCGGCUCUGAGAGUUAAGAACAGCAUUGGCCCACUACCUACCAGCAGAGUGAGAUGGGACGGACAUCAAAGGAUAAACGAGAUGUGUACUACCGCCUGGCCAAGGAGAAGGGCUGGCGGGCUCGAAGUGCCUUCAAGCUGCUUCAACUUGAUGAAGAAUUCCAACUCUUCCAAGGUGUGACACGGGCAGUUGACCUAUGUGCAGCCCCAGGCAGCUGGAGCCAGGUACUGAGCCAGAAGAUUGGAGGCCAAAAAUCUGGCCAGGUGGUGGCUGUGGACUUGCAGGCUAUGGCUCCUCUCCCAGGUGUGAUACAGAUCCAGGGGGAUAUCACUCAGCUCUCCACUGCCAAGGAGAUCAUCCAGUAUUUUGAGGGCUGCCCUGCUGACCUAGUCGUGUGUGACGGAGCUCCUGAUGUCACUGGCCUCCAUGAUGUCGAUGAAUAUAUGCAGGCCCAGCUUCUCCUAGCUGCUCUCAACAUUGCUACACACGUCUUGAAGCCAGGGGGCUGCUUUGUAGCCAAGAUAUUCCGAGGCCGGGAUGUGACUCUGCUCUACAGCCAGCUGCGUGUCUUCUUCUCCAGUGUACUCUGUGCCAAGCCCAAGAGCAGCCGGAACUCCAGCAUUGAGGCCUUCACUGUUUGUCAGGGUUAUGACCCUCCUGAGGGCUUUGUGCCAGACCUCACCAAACCCCUGCUGGACCACUCAUACGAUUCAGAUUUCAACCAGCUGGAUGGUCCCAUCCGUAUUAUUGUGCCCUUUGUGACCUGUGGGGACCUUAGCGCCUAUGAUUCAGACCGAAGUUACCCACUGAAUCUAGAGGAUGGCUCUGAAUACAAGUAUACUCCACCGACACAGCCCCCCAUCUCACCCCCAUACCAAGAGGCCUGUAAGAUGAAAAAGAAGGGGCAGUUGGCAAAGGAGCUCCACCCCCAAGAAUGCCCCAUCAGAGUGGACAUGUUGCCCCAGCCCCUGGCUGUCCCUCAGCACCAUUCCCUGUUGGCCCCCAAGGUAGAAGACAAUGGAAUGAAUUGUUCACUUUAAUACAUUAAAGCUAACAAACUAAUACAACUCAGAAAAACAGAACACGGGUUGAUGAACUUGUUUGCAAAUACCAUCGAUUGAGGCCGAA
Messenger RNA from Nannospalax galili (Upper Galilee mountains blind mole rat), 1570 nucleotides. RefSeq names its product FtsJ RNA 2'-O-methyltransferase 1 (gene Ftsj1). Lineage: Eukaryota; Metazoa; Chordata; Mammalia; Rodentia; Spalacidae. Gene Ontology annotation, biological process: tRNA methylation; cytoplasmic translation. Gene Ontology annotation, molecular function: tRNA methyltransferase activity. The record is from RefSeq and is a predicted model, not a curated record. Gene Ontology annotation, cellular component: cytoplasm.